Messenger RNA from Pteronotus mesoamericanus, 1393 nucleotides. It is a transcript of the gene PNCK, whose product is annotated as pregnancy up-regulated nonubiquitous CaM kinase. Gene Ontology annotation, molecular function: calcium/calmodulin-dependent protein kinase activity; ATP binding; calmodulin binding. The transcript is spliced from 11 exons. Lineage: Eukaryota; Metazoa; Chordata; Mammalia; Chiroptera; Mormoopidae. Gene Ontology annotation, cellular component: intracellular anatomical structure. The record is from RefSeq and is a predicted model, not a curated record. Bases 1 to 1032 code for a protein of 343 amino acids. Gene Ontology annotation, biological process: peptidyl-serine phosphorylation.
AUGCUGCUGCUCAAGAAACAGACGGAGGACAUCAGCAGUGUCUACGAGAUUCGGGAGAAGCUGGGCUCGGGUGCCUUCUCUGAGGUGGUGCUCGCCCAGGAGAGGGGCUCCUCACACCUUGUUGCUCUCAAGUGCAUCUCCAAGAAGGCCCUUCGAGGGAAGGAGGCCCUGGUGGAGAACGAGAUUGCGGUGCUCCGCAGGGUCAGCCACCCCAACAUCGUGGCUCUGGAGGAUGUCCACGAGAGCCCCUCCCACCUCUACCUGGCCAUGGAGCUGGUGACAGGGGGUGAGCUGUUUGACCGCAUUAUGGAGCGUGGCUCCUACACCGAGAAGGAUGCCAGCCACCUGGUGGGCCAGGUUCUUGGUGCUGUCUCCUACCUGCACAGCUUGGGCAUUGUUCACCGUGACCUCAAGCCCGAGAACCUCCUCUAUGCCACACCGUUCGAGGACUCCAAGAUCAUGGUGUCUGACUUUGGCCUCUCCAAAAUCCAGGCUGGCAACAUGCUGGGCACUGCCUGUGGGACCCCAGGAUAUGUGGCCCCGGAGCUCUUGGAGCAGAAACCCUACGGAAAGGCUGUGGAUGUGUGGGCCCUGGGUGUCAUCUCCUACAUUCUGCUGUGUGGGUACCCCCCCUUCUACGACGAGAGCGACCCCGAACUCUUCAGCCAGAUCCUGAGGGCCAGCUACGAGUUUGACUCUCCCUUUUGGGAUGACAUCUCAGAAUCAGCCAAAGACUUCAUCCGGCACCUUCUGGAGCGAGACCCCCAGAAGAGGUUUACCUGCCAGCAGGCCUUACAGCAUCUUUGGAUCUCUGGGGAUGCUGCCUUUGACAAGGACAUCCUGGGCUCAGUCAGCGAACAGAUCCAGAAGAAUUUUGCCCGAACCCACUGGAAGCGAGCAUUCAACGCCACCUCUUUCCUGCGCCACAUCCGAAAGCUAGGGCAGAGCCCAGAGGGUGAGGAGGCCCCAGAGCGGAAGAUAGCCCGCCACAGCCACCCAGGCCUCAGGGCUGGCCAGCCCCCCAACUGGUGAUGCCCAGAUGCCGAGGCUGAGUGCACUGACCCCCAGGUUCUCUUCCCACGGACCCUUUUGCUCCUCUUCCCCAUGCGCUGUGCCCUGGGGCUGGCCUCUGCCGAAGAGUUUGAGACAUGUCAGUGUGGCUCGUGGCACGGGGGUAGGAGUGGGGCACCCCCCAGGCUCUGCCCUCCCCUAGGGGCUGGUGGGGCAUGUCCACAGGGCUCCCCUCCCCUGUCGCUGUCACAACCCCUUUAGAACCUGGAGAGGCUCCAGGGACUGUCCUUCCUGCACGCUGUUCUGCGCUUUGCUGACUGUGGGCGGUCCUGCUUGUGUUGUGGCCCUCCAGCUGCCCUCCACUUUCCCCAAAUCAAUAAAG